AUGGUGUAUCACUUUACUGUCUCCACUCAGAGUGGAACUUACCGCAUGGUCUCUGAAGAGGAGCAGGCUCUCAGGGCCAAGCUGGAACGUCUCACUGUCAAGGAUCACGGGCCAGUGUUUGAACCAUCGUCCAAUGUGCCAGACCACACCAGGCAGAAGGCAAAGGAUGAGCUGAACGAGACAGAUGAGAAACGAGUGUCUGCGGUGAAGGAGCUGCGCGGAAUAAUAAAAGAGAAGGCAGAUGCGGGAGAUGAUCUGGCUAAAGGAGUGCAGGACACCUUUGGGGAGAAACCAGACAGUCUGCUGGUCCGCUUUAUUCGUGCCAGGAAGUAUGACGUUCCAAGAGCUUUUGAUCUUAUGAAGGGAUAUGUUCGCUUCAGAAAAGACUACCCUGAGCUGUUCGAAAAUCUGACUCCGGAGGCUGUACGCAGCACCAUCGAGGCCGGAUACCCCGGCAUCCUGCACAGCAGAGACAAAUACGGCCGUGUAGUUCUGCUCUUCAACAUUGAGAACUGGGACUAUGAGGAGAUCACUUUCGAUGAGAUCUUGCGUGCCUAUUGUGUAAUUCUGGAGAAGCUUCUGGAGAACGAAGAAACUCAGAUCAAUGGCUUCUGCAUCAUUGAGAACUUCAAAGGAUUCACCAUGCAGCAAGCAUCAGGCAUUAAACCAACUGAGCUCAAGAAAAUGGUGGACAUGUUGCAGGACUCAUUCCCUGCCCGUUUCAAAGCUGUGCACUUCAUCCACCAGCCCUGGUACUUCACCACCACCUACAAUGUUGUCAAACCACUUAUGAAGAGCAAGCUGCUAGAGAGAGUCUUCGUCCACGGAGAUGAGUUGGAAAAUUACUACAAGGAGUUUGACGCGGACAUCCUCCCCUCUGAGUUUGACGGAAAAGGCUCCAAGUAUGAUGGCAAGGCCACAGCAGCCAAGCUGUUCGACUAGAUGGCCUCCAACCGCUUCCCAACGAGGCAGAGAGCCGUCAUAUGUUACAAACUCUACACACAGUGGAGAUUCAAAGCCCAAUCUAGCUGUGUGUUUGUAGGAAUAAAGGUUUUGAAUGAAAGACAUGAAUGUGUGAGAAGUUUGACAAUGCAGUUUACAAAAGGUCCCAAUAAAGCACACUCGGGGGAGUGAGUCUGUAGCUCGCAGUCGUACAGUAUUUACACAGCACAAGAUGACCAACUUAAAGGUUUUUUACCUAAAAUUAUAAAGGACAGAAACUCCACAUGUAUACUGACUGUUUUCUGAUGCACAUGGUUUUUAAAAUCUAGUUUCACCAACUUGUUCCAAUUUGAAAUAAAAGGUUCUAACUAACAACUCUUGAAACUAGUUUGAAAUCAGCCAUUCCCUGUUCCUUUUACUUAUUUUGUUUUUCAAUAGGGACAUUCUGUUACUGUGCACACACAAAUCACUACUUCCUGUGUUCCCCAGAUUCCCUACAUCAAGAUGUUGAGAACUUAAAACCUAAAACAUCACCAGAAAGUAAGAAAAUAAUCAUAUUUAACAGUGUUGUAACUGUUUCAAAAUUAAGAGAAGACUUAAAAUACAAAUCAGUGAAUGUUCAUGGUGGUGGAAUUUGUGGUUAUAAGCAUAUUUUAAGAUUUCGAGAGUGGUUUCAACCCAUCAGAGACCAGUGGCUGCACUGGAGGCAGUUUUUAAUCUUACCAUUCGUGCUUCAGAAAACAGUCAGUGCCUCGUUAAGCAUUCAGAAUUUGAGAUUCUAAUUCCAACAUCAUUUUUUUUGGUCUCUCCUGUGUUAAUUUGUGCUUUGUUUGGACUAAUAAAUCCAACACAGCUUGUUUUAACAGCAGGUCCCAGCUUUCUCAUCUUUUUUUCACCAUCUCACCAUUUUUUCACCACCUCCUGUAAUCCCAACAAGUGCCUAUCUCUUGUGUCUUCGAGUACUUUUUUCCCCUUCUUUUAGAUUAUGUUCUUUAAGUUUUAACCACUGUGCUACCAAGUGCACUUAUAAGGAUGUCAAAAAAUGUACAAUAAACUGUAUAUAAUAGCAA
Molecule: messenger RNA, 2012 nt
Organism: Menidia menidia (Atlantic silverside)
Lineage: Eukaryota; Metazoa; Chordata; Actinopteri; Atheriniformes; Atherinopsidae
Source: the annotation of a GenBank genome assembly